UUCACUAGUCACGUGAGCGCUUUAGUCCAAUCAGCAGGAGUUAUCUCCGUCCCAAACAAACAUCCAAGAUGGCGGAGAGGAGAUCAAGUUGUGGGAUCAGUGUUGACUAAACCGUUGACAAUGUCAGAGUUAAGGGGGGAAAUGUCUUAGCUGAGGGCUGAGAGGAUAAAGACUGUCCCGGGGAGCCAUUGUUCAUCAGUGGUGAAGACCUGCAGCAGCAGACACCAAUCCCCAGGGACUGAUGUUUUAGAGGGUGACGUCAAACUACACAUCAUCCACCAACCAUGGACCUGAGCAGGUUCCGUUCUGCAGGCCAGGCAGCGGACUCCAAGCCUGGUGGGAAGAAGAAAGAUGAGCUGGCCGCACCGACACAGGAGGAGAUAGAUGAUGUGCUGAAGGAAAUAUGCAUCUCCAAUGGGCUGAAUUUCCAGAAACUUGACAAUCAGGUCACAGGCACCACUCAGCUGGAGAUGUUCUUCUCGGGCAUGCCUCGCAUGUUGGGGUUGGACAGGUUUGUGAACCUGACCUGCCUGAGAAUCAAUGGACAGAACAUCAGGAAGAUUGAGGGGCUGCAGCAUCUGGCACAGCUGAAGGAACUGUGGGUGUCGGAGUGUAAACUUAAGGAAACCAGUGGUAUGGAGGCCAACCCCAGUCUACAGAAGUUGUUUCUGUACUCUAAUGAGAUCACCAAGAUUGAAGGCCUGGGAAAUCUCAAGAGGCUGGAGGUUUUGUGGCUUUCUGACAACAAAAUACCAAUGAUAGAGGGACUUCAGGGACUGAGCAGGUUGAGAGAGCUCAAUCUGGCUAACAAUCUCAUUGAGAAGAUUGGUCAUUCCUUGGACUGUGCUGUAAACUUAGAGUCACUGAACCUCUCUGGCAAUAGGAUUGCUUCCUUUAAGGACUUGACCAACCUGAUCCGUCUGCAGUUCCUCCAGUCACUGGGUCUGAAGGACCCACAGUACCUGCCCAACCCUGUGUGUUUACUGUGUAACUACUCCACACACAUCCUGUACCAUCUGCCCAACAUUACCAGGCUCGAUGCAUUCGAUGUCUCCAGCAAGGCUCUCAAGGAUUUAGCAGAGACUACAGUUGUGAAGAAGAAGAUGUAUUACAACAUGCGUGUCAAGACUAUCCAGCGCAACAUGAUGGACAUGCUCAACAGGCUUCAGCAGCAGAAACACAGCCUCCUGCAGUCCCCACAUGAAAGGAUGAGGGCGCUUCAGUUCUGCAUCAAAUCUGUGGAGAGAGAUUUGGAGGAGAUAGCUCUGGGUGCUCCGUCCCCAAAGGAAGAGGUAGAGAAGGAGAAAGUGAAAGAUGAAGGAGAGGAUGGACAGGAGAGUGGCACCGAGAGCGACCAGGAAGGAGAGAAGGAGAAAAGAGUGGACCAGCUCAAGGCCAAGAUGGGCGCUGUUAGACAGCGGCUCAUGACAUGGGAGAAGAGACUCAAGGAGGUGGAGGAUUUCUAUGAAGACAGUUGCAGUAGGAUCAAGUCUGUGUCAGAGCAGACAGUUCGCAGACUGGUGACCGAGCUGGAGACGGGAGGAAACGUGAGGUUUGAAGACGGCAGGUCUACCGAUGUGUGGUUCAACUCUUGCCAUGACCUGAUCCUGUCCAGGUUCUGUGCAGGGGACUACAAGGGGCAGGGCAUUCUGGGUAUUAAAAUCCAUCGGAUCACCAGAGUGCACAACCGUAUCCUCAGGACCAGGUUUGAGGAGAAACUCACAGCAGCCAUAUCGGACAAGUCAGACAACGCUUCUUAUACCAAUAAGACAAAUGCCUUCAAGAAGUACCUGGAGUACCUGUUCUAUGUGUGGGACCCUGAGCUGCCGGGGGCUGGCACUGAUCCACACAGAGUCCUGGAGGAAGGGUUCAUGGAUUCACACACCUAUCAGCAACUAGGAAGAGAUGGUGCCAUCCCCUUGUCCAACAGCCUGAGUCUGGCAGAGCAGCACAGGAUAAACUUUCACCUCAAGGUGGCCAAGGGCAGAGCUGCAGCAGACUCCUGUCCCUUCAGACAUGGACAAUUGAUUGUCUGCAAAGUGUACAUGGGAAAGAGUUCUCCUGCCAAGGAUAGCAAGUCUAUAUGCAAAGAGAACUACCCAGAAGCAGACUCAGUAUUCAGACCCAGAAAGCAAGAAGAACCACAAAGUCCAAAGAAGGAUGUUGUAAGCAGUAUCCUGAACUCAGGCGGUCCCCACACAGAGUGUGACUGCAGUGGUCGGCAGUGUGAGUGGUUCGUGUUUGACCACGAGCUGGUCAUGCCCGAGUAUGUCAUCGACUUCGAGUACAUCACAAGGCAAAAGCCCAGAUCGCCAUUCUCAGUGAGCAGUGAAGGGACAGUGACCAGCAGCAGUACCACUACAGAGAACAAAGCCCAGCCUCAGCCCCAGCAGCCCUUCUUCCCUCAGGACCCGCAGGUGGAUGAUGAUGUUCUUCAGAUGAAGCCAGAGAUCACUCCAAGGCCAAGAUUGCUGGAGUUGACAGAAGAUCUUGUCUUGAAGAUGACCAAAGCUUCAUCCUUACCUGCAGUGACUAUGCUGAAUCUUCAUGCCAAGGGUCUACGCCGGCUCAAGAACUUGUCCUCUAUGCCGUCCCUCAAGAGGCUUGUGGUGAGCUUCAACGAACUCAACAAACUUGAGGAUGUCGCACACUUGACCAACUUGGAGUACCUGGAUGCCAGCUUCAACAAGCUGACUUCUCUGGAGGGUGUAAAGGGCUUGUCUCGCCUGAAGACUUUGGACAUCAGCUGGAAUGAGCUGAGUAACACCAGGGAUGACCUGUCCAUCCUACGUAAGCACACCCCCAACCUCACCUCACUGGACCUCAGGCAGAAUCCAUGGCAGAAGCCUGAUGACCUCAGAUUAAGGACCAUUGGCAGACUGAAGUCCCUGACCAAGCUAAACGGUGUCACGGUGACAGAAGCAGAGGCAACGGCAGCACUGAGGCUGGCAGCAGGCUCCAGAAUAUCACAGGUGUCGUUACUAGCCCACUCCAGGACAGACGGGUUACGGCCGCGCAGCUUGAGUCUGGCGCCGUACGCACAGAUCCUGACCCAGGUCAGCAGGAACAAGCCUGACCGUGCAGGGGAACAGGACAGCUUCUGGUACAACAAGGUGACCACCUUGAACUUGGAUGGACAGCACAUCAGCAAGUUGUCCAACCUGGAGAAGCUGGAGAACUUGAGAUGGGCGUCCUUCAACGACAACGACAUCACCCGCAUUGAGGGGCUGGACAGCUGUCAGCAGCUGGAGGAGCUCAGUCUGGAGGGGAACUGCCUGACUAGGUUGGAAGGUCUUUCCAAGCUUGUGAGGUUGAGAAGACUGUCCCUGGGCAGUAACAGAAUAGUGACCCUGGAUGGGGCGGGGCUGGACAAGCUAACCCAGCUGCAUUACCUGUCUGUGGAGAACAACAGAGUCAACUCCCUCCAUGGGCUACAGAAGGCCACGGCUCUGAUCGAGCUGUAUGUGGGCAACAACAACAUCUGUAACAUCCGGGAGAUCUUCCACCUCAAGGCACUUCCCAACUUUGUUAUCUUGGACCUGUUUGGGAACCCUGUAGCACAGCAGGCAGAGAACUACAGACUGUUCAUUGUGUACCAUCUCAAGUCACUCAAGGCCCUGGAUGGGGUAGCCAUUGAGUCUUCCGAAGGGGGCAUAGCCAAGGACACAUUUGGUGGCAGACUGACCCAGGACUUUGUGGCUGAGCACAUCGGCCAUGCCAACUUCCAUGAGCUGCGUGAGCUGGACCUGCCUCACCAGGCCAUCAGACACGUGGACAUGGGCAAGGUGGACGUCUUCCAGAGCCUCAGAAGUGUGAACCUGGAACACAAUAACUUGACUUCCUUCAGUGGACUCAUCUACCUGACCAAUCUCAGGGUGUUGUGUUUGAAUCACAACCACAUCGAGUCGGUGGUGGCCCGCCCUAAGGGCUCCCAGCACCUGAAGCCCACCCGAGUGACAGUGACUGCAGCUGGCAUCAGUGGCAUCCCCCGCCCAGGGGUGGAGCAGUACGCUCCGGAGAACUUCACUCCACUCAUGGAGAAUCUGGAGGUCCUCCACCUGGGGUAUAAUAACAUCUCCAACAUGGCAGCACUACAACUCAGCAGGCUGACUGGCCUUAAGGCUCUCUUCCUUCAAGGUAAUGAGAUCACCAAGGUGGAGGGUCUGGAGGGGUUACAGGACUUACGUGAGCUGGUGCUGGACAGGAACAAGAUCAAGGCUCUGGCGGAGGGCUCCUUCAUCAACCAGUGGAACCUGCAGGAGCUGCACAUGGAGGAGAACAGACUCAGGGACCUGUCACACCUGUCCUACCUGGAGAACCUGCAGAGACUUUACCUGGGCAUGAACAGACUGCAGGAAAUCUCAGAGCUUGAGAAGCUGGAGGGUCUACCCAACCUGAUCGAGCUGUCAGUGGUCAGCAACCCUGUGUCUCGACGGCUGAUGCACCGCCCGAUGUUGGUAUACCGCAUGCCCCACCUCACCAUCAUUGAUGGGAUCCCAGUCAGUCCAGAGGAGAGGACUAAGGCAGAGAUCUACUUUAUGGAGCAGCAGCCAGCGAUGGUGAGCACAGGGGAGGGGAGCCUUCCAGGGAUCACACCGUACAGGGGACAGGUGCAGACGGGCCAUGGGAUGAUCAGGGUGACCAACGUGCAGCUGAACUCGGCGCCAGACAGGCACUGGAGCACCACCAUUAGCUACGGUACAGGCGGGCAGACCGAUCAUGAUGUACAGGAUAGCCUGAGAGGUCCGCCCCAGAGACGUAACUCGGACCGUAACAGUGGUGGUGGCAGCCGCGUGGAUGGUCACCAGAACGCGCACCUCCCUGGAUCCCGCUCCCAGUACCCCUCUCACCAGGUCCCCUACAUCCCACAUAACCCUAGGAAAUAGACUCACAAUACACACACUGUGUUUCUUCUUCUGUUUAAUCUGUUAAACAGCCCUUACACAUUGCCCUUGGAAGGGUGACUGGCCUAACCUUAACCUUCUCCUUGCUACCUAAUCUCAUAACCAGUAUAAUUUUGAAGCCAAAAGGCUGACUUAGCAGGGAGAAUGUUAAAGUAGUUCGCCCAAACCCUUAUAUUGUAACCUCAUUCCUUCAUCAGCAAAAUCUGUACCAAGCACUGAUCAAUAUACCAAUCUAUAUGAAACAAGAUAGCAUACAGGGUGGAAAAGAUGUAAAAAAAACUAAGAAGUCUACCUUUAAGUUACUAAGGUAUCUAAGUAAAAGUAGAAUAGUAGCCAGUGCACUGUUUAAAAUGUAUAGAAUAUAAUGCUAAGCGAUAUACCAUGUGCCCCCCUUAGCUGCUGCUACCUUGUUUCCACUAAUCCAGCAGUAAGUGACUGUGUGCCUUAUUGCAAUAAUUUCCAUACAGCCAGUUGCCUCUUGUGCUGGAAAUGUACAUACUCUGAAGACGUGUGCAUGUAGUUCUCUUUUGCUGUAGAGAAGCUUAUGUUGCUUUGUACUAGUAGUGAAAGUAGUAGUAGUAGUACUGUUAGUAGUAUCCAUGAAAGUGUGAAAGCUUUAUCGGUAAAAUUAUUGCAACAUUUUCUAGCACCAUGUUAUCAUUAAAAAUGCCUUCCCCAACUGGGAGCUAGAAAAUGUUGAGACCUUGCUUCCCAAGGGAGAUUUUUGAAAGAUUUAGGUUCAAUGAAGUAAAGUGUAGUUUCUAGCACGAUGCUGCACUUCCAAGAUAGAUUAAGUGAAAUAUUCUCUAUCCAAGUAUGCUUAAUGCAAUAGCACACGGCAGCUAUCAAUGGAUAAUGUCUGUUCAGGGAGUCACAGGAAGAUGCAGCUGGGGCACCUAAAUGUACUUUUUUUUGUUCGAUAGUUUUGUUGCUAUAUUUUCUUGUUAAAUGCUCAGGAGCUGGGCAGGUGUAAAUUGUUGGACAUUUGAGUCUGGGGAGCCAUUGAUGCAGCCUGUAAAUAUUAUGGUAACAAUCAGUUGCAGGAGUUCAAGCACAUCUGACUAUUACAACUUAUCAAAAUUGAUCAAACUGUAUCAUAUGUUCAUGCCAUAGCCAAUUGACACAUCAGUGACAUGUCAUUACAUGUACUGAUAAGACAAAUGUACUAAUACGGAGGUAUGACAGAUAUGAAUGGACUAUUAAGCCCAUAGUAGUCACUGAUUGGAUUCCUCAGGUAGUGGACUUAGGCCUAGGAAAACUAAUGUUGUAUUUCUAAUUAUGGUCCUGAUUGAAUUACAUAUAGGGUUGGUAGGUAGGGACAUUUUGUUUUUGGCUGUCAACAUAACAGUGUCAACAUU
Molecule: messenger RNA, 6262 nt
Organism: Branchiostoma floridae (Florida lancelet)
Lineage: Eukaryota; Metazoa; Chordata; Leptocardii; Amphioxiformes; Branchiostomatidae
Product: leucine-rich repeat-containing protein 9-like
Exons: 36
Coding region: 285-4886 (1533 amino acids)
Molecular function (GO): protein binding
Source: RefSeq, a predicted model, not a curated record